This is a messenger RNA of Podarcis lilfordi (Lilford's wall lizard), 34827 nucleotides long. Lineage: Eukaryota; Metazoa; Chordata; Lepidosauria; Squamata; Lacertidae. The record is from the annotation of a GenBank genome assembly.
GUCACAGCUCCGCCGGUUCGAGUCCGGAGGGAGGGCAGUCCUCUUGCAUCCCUAAGACCAGCAAACGCGCUCUUUAAAAACCAGGCGCCACAUUUCUAUAGCUCUUUAGAUUAUCUUCCAAGUUCUUCAGAACCGUCGUCGUAGUAGCUAUCCCCUUACAGCAACCCUGGAAGGUAGGUCGAUUACCUGCGGAUGGAGGUGGGGGGCGGGAAAGAGAAUCACCGAGGCUUGUCAUCAAACACUAGUUGGGGGCUGAGAUGAGAUCUGAACCCGGGGCUUCCUAGAUCACUGCCCACUUUUUUAGCAACUAUGCUACAACUGCUCAUUGGGUCAUUUCUGCAGCACUUUCAUUGUCCAAAGCUAUUUCUGACCCAUUUCCAGCGUAGCAUUAUUUGGGACCCAUUUCCACAGGGAGCCACGACUGGGAAAGAUGCUCACACCCUGUGCUCCUGGCAACCAAGAAGCUGACAACAGUAUCAAAAUUUGUGAAAACCAUUUAGCCUUAUAGUGCAAUCUCAUGCAAAUCUAUUAGGUCAGUUCCACUGAGUUCAAUGGGAUUGAAAUGCAAUUCAGUAAAUGCCCACUGAAUUGCAACCUUGCAACAUAGACCUAGGUAUCUUUACUCAGAAGUAAGCCUCACUGUGUUCAGUGGUGCUUACUCCUAGAUAUGUGUGCCUAGGAUUGCAGAUUUAUAGUGUUAUUCUCUAAGUUGUCUACUCAGAAGUAAGUCCCACUGAGUUCAUGAGAUUUACUUCCAGGUAAAUUAGCACAGGACUGCACCCUUAAUCUUAUUCCAACCCUCCGAGCACUGUCCAGAUUUGAUUUACUUCCUUUCCUCCUAAUGGGCAAUUAGGUUGGGCCAUACAACACACAUCCCCCAGUCUGAAGUUGCCAAAGUCCGUUCUUCUAGCACACCAGGUGGAUGUGGAAUCUUCAAUUUAAAAUCUAUCCAGAAGGAUUAUUUCAUUCAGGGUCCAGAUCCCACUUACAUGGGAAGUUCCUCAGCUUUGGAAGGAACAGGAAGAAAGUUGAUUGGACCCAGAAAAGCCUAUGCUGAGGAGCAGAAAGAUGGAACACUAAAAACAGAUCCACAGGGGCAGGAGGAGGCCUGGAAAUAAAGACCUUAUAUCUAAUGCCUUUAUAUGUUGGGAGGAAGAUAAGAAAUUACCCCGGGGAUUUGAAUGCUGUUCUUUAUUUGUGCUUGGGCGGUUCGCGCAGUUGAAAUAUACCUAUAUACCAGAAACACACUGCGGUCCAGUUGAUGCAUUCUGUAGAAUUAAAUGGCAAAGCUCUUCCUGGCCUAUAUCACUGCAAAGGAAACUCCAUCUUAGGAAGAAAGAACCUACUUCCAGAUUCAAAACAAGCAGACGAGGGAGAAGAAUGCAGCCUAGGAGUCUUCCUCAAGCGCACUCCCCACUGCUGCCUUUGAAAAUCGCAAUGCUUAACAAAGUAGUUCAAUCCAAAGGGAACGAAAGCUUUGGCCACAUGAUUCUGCCUGCUGAAACUAUAAACAGGAGUGAAGUAUGUGCUGGCUGGCUAAUAACAGUUCCCUGAUUUUAAGGGGUUUGCCAUAAUCAAGGCCAUGGUUGCCAAAGCCACGUAACAGGGGUGAAUUCAGCAGAAAGCAAGGCAGCUACAAGCCAAAUGACCUUGUGAAUGGCUACCUCUGAAUUAAUGGCCCCGCUUACCUUUACAGUGGUACCUCGGGUUAAGUACUUAAUUCGUUCUGGAGGUCCGUACUUAACCUGAAACUGUUCUUAACCUGAAGCACCACUUUAGCUAAUGGGGCCUCCUGCUGCCGCCGCGCUGCCGGAGCACAAUUUCUGUUCUCAUCCUGAAGCAAAGUUCUUAACCUGAAGCACUAUUUCUGGGUUAGCGGAGUGUGUAACCUGAAGCGUAUGUAACCUAAAGCGUAUGUAACCCGAGGUGCCACUGUACUUGAAGGGAGCACUACUUAUUUCAAUCACACUCACUUCUGAGAAUUUCCAAAGGCCGGUUUUUGCAAGAGGCUGUGCGAGUCUCUUGAAGCAAAAACCACAGAGAGUCCUGUGGCACCUUCAAGACUAACACAUUGAUUAUGGGAUAAGCUUUCAUGGAAUCCGGCCCGUUUCCCACCCCGCAGGAUAUAUGCACCUGCAACUCAGGAUAACACUUCGUGCAUAUGAUGAAGUGGACUGCACUCCACAAAAGCUUAUGCCAUAAUGAAUUUACUUUUGAAUAAAUCGGCUUAGAACGGCCGCCUUUAUUGUGGAAUUGAGCCUUCGUAUCGCUGUAAUCCCUGCAACCUGCUAAAGUCUUUAAAGCUGUUGCUGGUGUAUACUUCUGAGUAGAAGGGCAAACAACUUUUUACAGGCUGAUCCUAAAAACAUUUACCGGUACUUGGAAAUAAGCUUUCUGGCCUUCUACAAACCUUACUUCCAAAGAUCAAGUUGCUUUGCCUUUCUCGUUGCCUGUUACAUUUAAAGGUGGAGGAGCAAGAGAGAAAGUCAGGGAUAUCAGUUGUUUGGACUGGUGAUAUUCAGAAUUGUAAACUCACUCGAAGGCCUAUUACAGUCAGAAGUGUGGACUGGAACUUUUCAAAAGAAAAAAAAUAGUUACAGUUUGUAUCAUUGCACGUUAUGGUAUAUGAAAUAUGAAAAAAUACUUUAUAUUUAUAUAGCACUUUAAGAUUUCCAAAGUGUUUCACAGACAAAAUCUCUGUAAUCCUUACAAGGAAUCCUUUAAUGUAGGCCAGUAGAAUUACAGUAUUUCCAUAUUGCAACAUGGGUGAGACUUCACUCCCUUUUCUGCUUGAAGAAUGAAGGAGCAGACACUUCAUAUUUUGAAACUUUAAUUCCUGUUCCUGAACUCAGACUUGACAGUCUGCAGCCUGUAUUCUAGCACUGACAUUGGAGUUUAAUCACCAUCUGCCCACAAGUAAGGCAAACCUCCAAGUUUUCUGCUGAAUCAAAUCCAGGAGUUUCAUUGUGAAAUCUGAAGAUAAAAUGUUAGAAAUUCAGAAUCAGAAACUUAAACAAGAAUCCCAAAUGAAAAAUUCACACAGUUUACAAAGUUGUAUGGUGACAAAGAAGGCUAGCUCUGUUAGCUCAUCAAUCUUCCUAUUUUAAACAUAGAAGCCUUGUAACUCAUACAAAAUGUGUGUGAUGAGGAGGGGAAGAAGGAGGACAGUUCAAGAAAAAAUAAUCUAGCCCUGAAGUAGUGCAAUUGCUUAAACAGCAGGAGUGAAGUCGAGCUUGUUUAGGGCAUGAGGAGUAAGUGAGUAAGCCAAUCUUCAUCACCCUUGCACUCUCCAGAUGUUUUAGACUACAACUUCCAGCAGCUGCACAUCUGGAGUGCAUUCAGGUUGGCGAAGGCCGAAAUAAGUCAUCAAAUUUCCACUGCAUCUAUUUGAGUUCCCUUGUGGUUUUGGUACACUGCUUCUUGCUCAUCUCCAAAUAGCAACAUUGAGUCUAAUGUACAAGGACCUGCAAUGGGGGACGCUUCUUCUUCCUCGCGCUGAAUUCAUGACGUGAUGUUGCAAGGACUGAAAUACAUUAGAAAGCCCUUCAGGGCUUUCAGAGUGAAAGGAAAGUUAUUAAUUUGAAUUCUGGCAGCGCAUAUAUUUAAAUAUUAACUAUUUACCUGGCACUGACCUGCAUUUAUCCAGACCUGCAGUUGUACAGAACCAUUGCAGAGCUUUUAAAAAUGGGAAGAGGGUUAGGGGGAACACAGAGUAUUGCGUGUUCUGGCCACUUUCCCAGUGAGACCAGAGCUCCCUUUCUUUAAUGCAGCCAUUUGAAAGAUUUUGAGAUGGAAAUUCAGCAUAUAGAUCCUUCAGAAAGUUCUGGGCUGUGGUUUUUGAACAGAAAACUCCAGUUCACGCACAUGGAAUAUAUCUUAGAUUAGAAGCAACCACGUGUGAGAAAAAGCUCAUGGUUUCUUACCUCACUGCAAAGCAACAUGCCGAGGGAACAGUUUGGAGCAGAGAAAUGACAGGGGAAAGGGGUGUUUAAUUUGUGAAACCUCAAGCGGGGAGGAGUAGCUUGGAAAGGGGCAACACAGGAAGGCAGGGCAGGAUUAGAACCUGAAUUGAUGCUCCUUGUUUUUUAUUGCCCCCUCUUGAUGCUGCAUUUUUCUCAAAGAACUGGCUGCUAAGAAGGUCUAUUACCGGUAGUUAUUUAUUUAUUGCAUUUACUUUAUAUCCCGCCUUUCUCUCCCAGUGAGAAAAGGGCACCUACCCCUUACCCCUAAUCUCUCAUUGUUCUUUGGACAAGAAAUAUGAUGCUCAGGGGCUGAAGUGGUUGGCAUUUCUGUUCCAGAAUAAUUUAUAUAUCCUUCGUGGGAGUCCUGCAGAUGUUUUGAAGGGUUGGUGUAUGUAUUUGAACAAAAAUAGUAGAAGUGCUGUCAACCACAUUAUAGUGUCAUUGUCCACCUUUGUGAACACCUGUGAAAUGUUAGAAAGAACAGAAAGAGACCACUUUCCAGUACAGUGGUACCUCGGGUUAAGAACUUAAUUCAUUCUGGAGGUCUGUUCUUAACCUGAAACUGUUCUUAACCUGAAGCACCACUUUAGCUAAUGGGGCCUCCUGCUGCCACCAUGCUGCUGCCGCACAAUUUCUGUUCUCAUCCUGAAGCAACCAUUCUCCCGACUGUUUUCUAAAGAAAGCUCUGCGUAGAAUGGGUUGAAUCUGGACUUAGUCAUACAUAGAGUAAACUCACUAAAGUCUGUAGGAAUUAAGAUAGUCCUCAAGACUGACAAUCCCAAUUGAUUUCAAUGGGUCUACUCUAAGGCUGUACAGUGGUACCUCGGGUUAAGUACUUAAUUCGUUCCGGAGGUCCGUUCUUAACCUGAAACUGUUCUUAACCUGAAGCACCACUUUAGCUAAUGGGAAUGGGGCCUCCUGCUGCCGCUGUGCCACCACAGCACGAUUUCUGUUCUCAUUCUGAAGCAAAGUUCUUAACCUGAGGUACUAUUUAUGGGUUAGCGGAGUCUGUAACCUGAAGUGUAUGUAACCUGAAGUGUCUGUAACCCGAGGUACCACUGUAUACACAUUGUACCUUUACAGCACAUUUAAAACACAUUCUUUACCUCAGAGAAUUCUGGGAACUGUAGUUCACCCCCCCCCAGUUACAAUUCCCAGCAGCCCUUAAAAAACUGCAGUGCUCUUAAAUCAUUGAAGGGAAAGAAUGUGCUUUAAAGGUUUAGUGUGUACACAGCCUUAGUAAUUCUGGGUGAAUUACUUUGUUUGGAAUGUAACCGGUCAUAUAAAUGAAUGAAACUCAGUUAUCCUAGUGUAGAUCCUUACGUGGCCAUAAGAUGGUGGGAACUGAACCUGAGACAUUAGACGCACAAGCCAUUUGCUCUUCAACUGAGUGAUGGGGUACAUAUGGAAUUGCAAGGCUGUAGCUCAUCCACUGCAAUGAGAACUUGAGAAAUCAAUCCAUGGAGUCAAUGGGAUCUCCUCUCAGUAUGACUAAGUAUGGAUCCAUCCUAGUUGCAUAGCCUGAUGAAAGAAAUGCACAUCACCACCUUUGUCUUAGCCAGAAGCCCACAACCAUUUGCAUGUUGUUGUUGUUUAGUUGUUUAGUCGUGUCUGACUCUUCGUGACCCCAUGGACCAGAGUACGCCAGGCACUUCUGUCUUCCACUGCCUCCCGCAGUUUGUUCAAACUCAUGCUGGUAGCUUCGAGAACACUGUCCAGCCAUCUUGUCCUCUGUCGUCCCCUUCUCCUUCCCAGCACAGGGACUUUUCCAGGGAGUCUUCUCUUCUCAUGAGGUGGCCAAAGUAUUGGAGCCUCAGCUUCACGAUCUGUCCUUCCAGUGAGCACUCAGGGCUGAUUUCCUUCAGAAUGGAGAGGUUUGAUCUUCUUGCAGUCCAUGUGGCUCUCAAGAGUCUCCUCCAGCACCAUAAUUCAAAAGCAUCAAUUCUUUGGCGAUCAGCCUUCUUUAUGGUCCAGCUCUCACUUCCAUACAUCACUACUGGGAAAACCAUAGCUUUUACUAUACGGACCUUUGUUGGCAAGGUGAUGUCUCUACUUGAAGCAGGAACCGGCAAGCCACUUCAGUAUCCCUCCCAAGAAAACUCUGUGGACAAAGACAACAAACCAUCUGCAUACUUAUUCCUGAAUAAACAUACAUACGGUCAGGCUGCAAGCAUUCAUUCAUUAAAAAUGAUGUUUUAAUGUAUUUUAAUCUUUUGUUGGAAGUCACCCAGAGUGGCUGGGGAAACCCAGCCUGAUGGGUGGGGUAUAAAUAACGAAUUAUUAUUAUUAUUAUUAUUAUUAUUAUAUCAAACAUUUUAAAGUUUUAAGUAGGACUGUUGCUAACACCCUCUUGCUUCUGAAUCCAGUGUGAGGCAGGCCAUUGUAGGGUGAAUUAACACGGCGCCUAGUCAACAGAGAAGAGCAGUUGUAUAUAAGUGAGGAGGUCACUCAGAAAGUGAUCCUUGUUGCGGGGAUAACAAGGGCAUGACAAGUCUGCAAGUGUCCAAAAGGUAAAGGUAUGGGUAAAGGUAAAGGUAAAGAUAAAGGUAAAGGUAAAGGUAAAGGUAAAGGACCCCUGGACAGUUAAGUCCCGUCAAAGGCAACUAUGGGGUUGCGGCGCCCAUCUCGCUUUCAGGCCAAGGGAGCUGGCGUUGGUCCACAGACAGCUUUCCGGGUCAUGUGACCAGCAUGACUAAACCGCUUCUGGCACAACGGGACACUGUGACAGCAGCCAGAGCGCAUGGAAACGCUGUUUACCUUCCCACACUGGCAUGCUUUUGAACUGCUGGCUUGGCAGAAGCCAUUACACAGAGGCAAACCCAGGUUUGGUGGAUGCAGCCCAUGAAGAGCUUGCAGAUGGCUGGAUGUGCUGGGAUAUCAUGCAAGUUUCCAAACACAUUGCAGCAUUUACACUGUAAUUUUUAGGCAGUCACUUAACACAUCUUAGGUGACAUGAAACAGUCCAUUCUCCAUAAGGGCUCGCCAUUGGCUUGACCUGAGUUCAUUAUCUUUAAAUGGGGUUGAUAGCAUGUGAGAGUUAACAAGGUAGUGACAAUUAUGCUAUUAUACAAUAAUUAAUGCAACAUUUACAUUUUCCUGUUAGGAACUGCUUGAACAAAACUGUCUGCUAAUGAUUUAAAUUAGCAUUUUAAAAAGACUUCUAUUGAACACUCACAACUAUCAUUGCUGCAGAAUAAUAUAUAUAUAUAUUUCACUGAUUAUAAAUACAGAGAGAGAGAGAUGGGGAGAGAGAGAUGGGGAGAGAGAGAGAGAGAGAGAGAGAGAGAGAAAUGAGGGAAGCACAAUUUACUGUAACAAACAUUUGUUAUUCAAAUGUUUCUGACAUGGAGUCUAAUUGUGUUUGCAUAUCACUGUCAUGUAAAUAAUAUCACUGAACCUCAGCCUAAAAUGGUGCUAGGAUUCUGGAAAAAAAUGAUACAUAAAGAGAAUGAGACAAUUUUGCUUGGCUUGACAAGUCUUUCACAUUACCCAUAUAUGUUUUAAGUUAAACCAUAAUAUAGCCAAGGGCAGACAGGAGUUUCAGCAGUGACCACUGUAAUACUGAGUAUUUUUAAUUACUGUAACAAUAAAUCACAGAGGAAUGUCCUCCAGGAGUGAAAUAAUUUUCUUUUUAAAAAAAGAAAAGCCCAACAUCUUGGAAUAUUUCUGAAAUUCAAUUAAUUGAAGGCACCAGAUAAAAGGUACAAGUUCUUAAUGGUUGUAAAGGAACCCUAAGGGAUGGAAGCGAGCUCUCAGCUCAACUUCAAAGUGUGACAGAAAUACUUACAGUAUUACUUUAAAAAGUAUUCAGAUCAAUGAAUCAGUUAAAAUUACUUAUACAUUUAAGAGCCUUUUCAUUUUCUCUUUUUGAGCUGGAGAGGCAGAAGUGCUCUCAUUUCCUGUGAUACAAAAAAGAAGAAAAAAGUCUGUUGAAACCUGUAAAAGAAAUUGUAAUUAAAGCCAACCUUCAGUCAAAAAUUGAUAUUAUGGAUUUCCAGUUGACACAUGAUAAAGAGGCCAAGGAAACAUAAAAGUGGCUUGAUGAGACCUACAUUUGCAGGCAUUAUACUCACAUUUCACAGGGUUGUGUAAAUACAUAUUUCCCGAACCAUUUGAGGUGCACCCAGUGCUGGCUUCUCCACUGACAUGAGAGCUUCCACUCACCAACGACCAUAUUGUACCAUUCCCCCAACCCACCGUCAUGAUGUAUAAUUUCACAAAAUGGCACCUUCAUGUGUAGAGGCAGCAUGCUAUGACUACUAGAUGCUACAUGCAGUGGGGAUGAGCUGUUGCUUUCAUGUUGGUGAGCUUCCCAGAAGCAUCUGGUUGGCUGCUUUUGGAGGCAAGCUGCUAGAGUAGAGAGCCAGUGUGGUGUAGUGGUUAAGAGCGAUAGUCUCGUAAUCUGGUGAACCGGGUUCGCUUCCCUGCUCCUCCACAUGCAGCUGCUGGGUGACCUUGGGCUAGUCACACUUCUUUGAAGUCUCUCAGCCCCACUCACCUCACAGAGUGUUUGUUGUGGGGAGGAAGGGAAAGGAGAAUGUUAGCCGCUUUGAGACUCCUUCGGGUAGUGAUAAAGCGGGAUAUCAAAUCCAAACUCUUCUUCUUCUUCUUUUUUAUUUUAUUCUUUUUUUUAAUUAAAGAUUUGCUUGUUUUACAGAAGUAUGUGUAACGUCUCUCGUAUUUUUUCCAUGUAACAUUUUUACAAAUCAGUUUCAUUUGUUGAGACAUUAGGGGGAGAAAAAAAGGGGUGGAGGGGGGGAAGAUGGGUGGGGGUGGGGUCGGGUGGCGAUGUUUCUUUUUUGAUUAAUGUAUGUAGGGUGGCCACACCCUAUGUAUGUGGGUUAAACCACAGAGCCUAAGACUUGCCGAUCAGAAGGUCGGCGGUUCGAAUCCCUGUGACAGGGUGAGCUCCUGUUGCUCGGUCCCUGCUCCUGCCAACCUAGCAGUUUGAAAGCACGUCAAAGUGCAGGUAGAUAAAUAGGUACCGCUCCGGCGGGAAGGUAAACGGCAUUUCUGUGUGCUGCUCUGGUUCACCAGAAGCAGCUUAGUCAUGCUGGCCACAUGACCCGGAAGCUGUCUGCGGACAAACGCCGGCUCCCUUGGCCAAUAAAGCGAGAUGAGCGCCGCAACCCCAGAGUCGGCCAGAGGUAAUGGUCCUUUACCUUUAUGUAGGGUUUGGUGUCAGCAUUGCUCGUGCUGUUCAUUUGUGUUUUAUUUGGUGAUGAGAGAGGUUGGGGUUGGCCUAGGGUGCGGUUGUUUGUUUGUGACUGGCUGUGGUGAUCUUUGUUUUCGUGUGUGAGUGGGGUGGGUGGGUGUUUUGGAUCAGGUUAGCCAUAUUGAUUUGUAUGCUGUUGGCGGAUUAUUGUCAUUGUCUUGUUGGGCUGUGUAUGUGAUAAAGGGGAGCCAUACUGGGGUGAAGGCGUCUUCUUCUGUUUGUCCCCGUGUCAGUUUCAGUUUAUUGGUUAAUUUUUCUAGUAGGGCUGUUUCCCAUACUAUUUGGUACCAUUGGUCCAUACUUAUAGAGUAGAGUUCUUGACUUAUGAUGGUUGAUGGACUGCUUUGGGGAGGUACAGGGCUGGCCUAAGACAUUUUUCUGUCUGCUGUGAAGGACAAGAUGGUGUUCCUCCCCAGAAGUAGACUCUGUCUUCAGUGCCAGGGAUGGGGCAGUGUCCUCUACUGUACUUAAGGGAAGCAGAAGUAGACAGGACAAGUUACAUGGCACACACAACUCUUAUGUGGGAGAUGGAUUGAGGAUUCAAUAUGUAUAUUAAAAUUUAAACCUCCUAUUCCACGUGUGUGGGAGAAAUAAAAAAAAGUAAGCAGACUGUGAAGCCCUUAUAGGUUUUGCAGCUUACAAAAACUUAGGAAUUGGGUAGUUAUAUCCUUUUCCAUUCCUUUUAUUUGUGGUCUAUUGACCUUGCUAUCUUCACCCCAAUUGCAGAGAAUGAACCACACUUUUUAGUAAGUUAAACAAAAAUGUUUACUUACAUUUCAAUGCAGGCAGCAAAUACAAGACAGGUAAGAAAAACUUCUUAGGUACAAAAUAAAAAAGUUGGCUUCAGUAUAGGUUGCGGGUCACCCUCCCCCAAAGGCUGUGUGUGUUUGAAGCCCCCAGACACAUGUCUGAUUAGUUUGGAGGCAUGGUACAGAGAGAGUCUCCUCAAAGGCAGGAGGAAGUAUAAAAGGUUUGUUACAGAAUUUCCACCCAGAGUAGGCAGGGGAAGUAAGCACACAGAGGGUCCUCUCUAGGAAGUUUAAGAACUCUCUGUAUACUAGCCCUGUUCUUGUCUAGCAAAACAUGCAGGGUGUGUGAUGAUUGUUGGAUUAAUGUCCUUGUUUGGGCUUAGUCACACAUCUCAGUUUAUGAUGAAACCUGACACAUGUAGCACUCUGAUUUAUGCAUUAAAGCCUUUGAUGGAAACCAUGUCAAGAGUUCCUACUGUAUCAUAAGACCACAUGUUAUGUGUAUAUGUGCAUGCCAACCUUUUAAUGCUCAUGGGCACAUUUAGACUUUUGAGUGAGUUCUGUGGGUGCCACCCUUCUUGCAACAUCUCUGUUUGCUCCUCUGGACCCUCAUCCCACCAGGACAGAAAGGGAAAUUGCACACAUGCAGGUGUUUCACUUUUCAAGGGAUCUGGGUAAAAGUUGGAUCCACUGGAAUUAAUCUGAGCCUUGAAAGGCCCAUAGAGCUGAAACAGGAAGUGGCAAGGAGCGCCACUCUUCCAACUUCCUCCUUGUAGUUUGCAAGGGAGAAAAAGGUAACCACCCUGUGCCCAAAUGGGCAGUAUGAAUGGUGUUGGUGGUGGGAGUUCAGAACCUUUGUUGGCACCAGAACCCCGAGAGAGCACUUUGUGACCUCUGGAUACAGUCUCAUAGCAGUGUCCCUGGUAUGUAGGUUUUUAUGUGAAAUAGCAAUUAAAAAAACAACCCUCUCCUGCAGAUUGAAGUGGCAAAAUUUCACCAGUUCAACUAUUAACAUUACAAUAAAUUAUGAAAAUGAAUUGAUUGCUUCAUGGCGUCAUAUUCCAACAGCCAGUAACAGAGAACAAGGUCUAAUGACUGAAUACUCCAUAUAAAUGGCUGAGUCCUCAUUUGCAACCAGAAGUUCUGUGGUCCAGAAACAAGUUUGCUGUCACCUGUUGUUUGCAGGAACUUGGUAUAAAAGAAGAGAGUGGGAUGGAAGGAAUUGCAACUUGUUGUCAGGAGGAUAAGUUAUGAACACCUGCUCAGAAGUGCAUGCAUCCCAGAGAACUCCUUUGAACUAGGAGUUAUUAUGACACAUUUUUGAUAACUUUGUGGACUACUUUCCCACCUACUGUGCUGGCAAAGGGGAGCGCUGUGGGUCACUGAGCAAUGAGAAAAUUCACAGUGGAUUACAAUCACAAAGUCAACUGUGCUAAGGUGUCUUAUGAUGGUGUAUUCUCCAGAAACCAGAAUAACAAUAAGAAAGAAAGUUGAUUCCCAACAGACAGUCGAACAGAGCAACGAAAGUUCGUGACAGUGACCUAUAAAAUAUAUGGAUCACCAUCUUGCAAAACAAUUUCCUGUAUGGAAUUGUAAUGCAAUGUGUAUACAAGAUGAUAAGAAUGUACUCACAAUCAAAAUAUAAUGCAAGCCCUGCAGUCGUUUCAGUUUGUAAUGCUGUCCAACUUAAAACCCGCUUUUAGGCUGAUGGUAAUGCAAGUUGUUGACGAUGCUGCAAAGAGCUAGUCCGGUAUAGUGUCUAAGAGACUGAGUUGCCUUAUUAUGAUUAUUAUUACCUCCUUCAAUAGCACUUCCAGUCUAGAAGCUAACCAUCUCCGCAGUGGGAAGCUAAUCUAGUUCUUCAUUUCAGCUGAUGCCCUACCCAAGAGGAUUCGGUGGGGAAAAGAAAUGGACGCCAUCAACAAUUCAUGCCCUUCGCAAUGGUGAGGUGGUCCCAGGAUUUUGGCCAUUCAAUAACCAUAGCCCAAUGGGAAAAUUUAUGGAAGAUUGUCGGAGCCAGCCGUUACAAAUGGCGAAGUUUAGCAUAAAAUAAAGACACAGAGAGCCAGCAAUAUUUUCAUGAUGGUAGGAGCAGCUCCUUUCGAACUCUCCCUCUCCUCCUGCACCUUCUUUUAUUAUCCUUUGUCUCUCUCCAGCCGCAUGGCUGUUUGCCAAUGUCUCACGUUACGGUACCUCAUCCGGUCAAGGCUUUAACCCACCCACAAACCAUAUAAGGUUAAUACACUCCAAUACAUUGUAAAGCUCAGAGUGCUGGUCAGCCGAGGUCAGGGGGCACCCUGCAAUAAUACAAGCCUUUACCGUGGCUUUAUGGCUCCCACAGAAGAUCAUUUGGAAAUUCACAAAUUGUUACACGAUUAGAGAGAACUUUCAAAAAAUGCAACAUCGAUGGUAUCUAACACCAUGGAAACUUUCAAAAAUGUAUAAAAAUGUGUCAAGUAAUUGUUGGAGAUGCGGAGACUCAGGAACAUUCUACCAUAUGUGGUGGAUAUGUAGGAAAAUACAGGUAUUCUGGGAGAGUAUACAUGCAGAACAGCAGCAAGAGUUUUGAUCGCAGCAAAAUGGAAGAGUAUUGAAACCCCCUCUAUACAAGAUUGGAUCCAAAAGCUGACAGGAUAUGCCGAAUUAGAUGGUUUAUCAGAAAAAAUAAAGAAUAAAUCAAAACAGGAAUUUGUUUCAAAAUGGGAGGUUUUCAAAGAAUAUCUGAAAAAUAAAUAUAGUAGUUUAGAUUCUGCUGCAGCAUUCAAGGAACUUCAGUAAUAGUUGCAAGGUAGAUAUAAGAAAUUAAAUUUAUUGAGAAUAAGUUUAAUUAUGAUAAAAGUGUGUAUUGGCAAUAAGUAAUAUGAAUUUGAAAUAUGGAAGAGAUGGGAGGUUGGGUCUUUAGGGUUAAGACCAAUAGAUGUUUUAUUGUUUGCUAAGAAAAUUAUGUGUCUAUGGUUAUUUUUGUAAUUUGUGUGUAAUUUGGUAUUUUUUUUUUUUCUUGUUGUAUAAAUAAAAAACUUUAUAAAAAAAAACAAUUCAUGCCCUUUGGAAAGUUGAAAAGUCAUACUUUGCCAAUAUGAAUGAAAGGAGGACAUAAAAGUCCUUUCAAAACACCAGAAUAUAUCAGCCAUUAAUGGCGAAAUUCUCUUGGCCCGAAGUCAUAACUUUCUGGAGGGGUCUAGCAUUGUGUAAGCAACUCAAAUUUUAACACAUCUGACGGAGGAUUUGCUUUCAUUACAUAGUUCCCUUUAUCCAGCUCUUCCUGUUCUUCGAGUUGUACAGUACUGAUACCUUUCUCAGUAUUUUCAGUUGGGAUGUUCUCAUGCCUUGCCCCUGUCUGUACCUAGAUCUUUUCUGUCUCUUUUGCGGCAGACACUGCUGCUUGCACAAUGUUUGAUGAAGUAGUAUCUUGUGUCUGGGGUUCACUACUACAGCUGUCUUCUGCUUUUUGACGCUGGUGUGGUUUUCCAUAGCAAAACAAACAGAAACAACACUGCUUCUUUGCUUUUUUAUUCCUCUAGAAGCCUUAUAUAGAAAAUCCCUAUGCCUUUUCUUUAACCUUCAACCAUUCAAAACAGUAGCACUACAUUCCUGUUUCCCAAUUUAAAAAUAUGUUUACAGUGGUACCUCGGGUUACAGACGCUUCAGGUUACAGAUGCUUCAGGUUACAGACUCCGUUAACCCAGAAAUAGUACCUCGGGUUAAGAACUUUGCUUCAGGAUGAGAACAGAAAUUGUGCAGCAGCGGCGCGGUGGCAGUGGGAGGCCCCAUUAGCUAAAGUGGUGCUUCAGGUUAAGAACAGUUUCAGGUUAAAAACGGACCUCUGGAACGAAUUAAGUUCUUAACCCGAGGUACCUAUUUUCUCAGAACUGUGUCAGCACUUUUGGCUUCUGUUCUUCUGAGUUACUUUUGGUUUCUGUUCUGAGUCAUAAGAACCCCACCGGCCCCUCAAAAAGCAGAGUUGAAUUCAGUAGCGCUCUGAAACUCCUCACCCGAUCAUAGAAAGGCACCAGUGCUCCUUUGUUUAUAUUAUCAUUGCAUUUCCCAGGUUUUCAAAGCUUGUAACAUUUGCAGAAGCAACAUCAUUAGAUCAGAACAACCCGCAUUCAUCUGAGCUGCCUGCUGCCCCAGGGAGGUGCAGAGAGGCUGAGCUGGGCAGCUAAUAUCAAUAGGAAUAGUCUUAGAGAUGACUCUAAACCUCUUGUUAGAAUAAAAAACUAGAGUUGGAAGGGACCAGGAGGGUUGUCUAUUCCAACUGGGGGCAAUGCAGGAAUCUUUUGCCCAACGCAUGGCUCGAACCCACAGUCCUGAGAUUUAAGAGUCUCACGCUCUACCAAGUGAGCUAUCUAGCAUUGCGUCAUGACAAUACAGACCUGGUUGUGUGUAUCUGCGUGCAUGAAAAGAAAUACACUUCAGAUUCCAAGGGAACAAGUUCCCCUGACCCCACAGACAGACGCUCCAGGACCAUACUGAUCAUUUGCCAGCCCUUUGGGGGUCACAUGGGCCAAAAAGUGUCUGGUGUCUAGAAGGAUGUUGGAAAGAAGUAAUGUGGUUUUAGCAGAAAUGCUAUCAAGGAUUAAGAAAAAACAGAUUGUUAAAUGGUGAAAGGAGGGAAAGUAAAGUUACAUUAUAUUAAGAUAAAAUAUAGGACAAAAACUGGAAAAGAUGGAAAGGACUUGCUGAAAUAGCUAACUGAACUAGAAUACAAAAAAGGGAGGUGUGAGGAGGUCAAGGAAACAAGCAAAUGAAAGAUAAGUUAUGGGAAGAUUCAUUGUAAUUUUUUUUGUUUUCUUCUUUUUCUUCUUCUUCUUUUCCUUAUUGUGAUGUGAUGUUCUGUUUUUGCUUAAUAUGCCGUUUUCUAUUUUUUCCUCUUUGUAACCUUUCAAAUCUUAAUAAAUAUUAUUUAAAAAACAACAACAAAAAAACAAAAAGUGUCUGGUGUCACCCCACACUCUUACAUAGGCACUCAGCUCCCCCUCAUGAGCUGAUCUGCAAAGGAAGGGGGUUCACUGCUCCCUCACUGCUCUUCAGGUGAUUAAUCUAAUGGCUGUGUGUGUGUGUGUGUGUGUGAUUUGCAUCCCCAUCAGGAUGUUUGGUUGGGAGCAGGAGUUCAGACAUCUCUGCCCAUGCCAGAAGUGUGUCUACACACUUCUCCCCAGCUUUUUGCUACCGUUGCCAAAAACAUGAUGCUUGGGGGGGGGGGAAUAGUUGCUUGAAUUGGGCACAUCAGGUCCACAGGCCAAGGGUUAAAUACCCUGCACAAACCCCUUUCAGAGCGAAAUGUGCCUCCAUUUUAUUUUUAGAAGGGUGUCUCUGCUAUCAGAAUUUUGGGCAACAUUGCUGUAGAUAGCUACUGGAGACAUCAGAAAGGCUUGUUUGUCCUUAAUAUUGCAUAUUUCUCACUAAAACUGGCUUUCGUUCCACACAUAGACUCCUCUUCUCCCAUUUUAUUUUUAAAAUUCAGAAACCUAUGACAAGACAAACAAUCAACCAACAAGAUAUCAUUAACAUCAGAUUUCCCAUGCUCUGUUAAUAACAUUGAAAUCCACAUUAGCUAUAAAAAACCUGUUCCAUAUUAAUUCUUUGCUAUUGCACCAACACCUACAUACUUUCAUAAUGGUCACGAUCCAUCUCUGUCUUAUUCAGCUAAUGUCGAUUUUAUAAAUUGCAACACAGGAUCACAGCUGUUUAAUAUUCUUUUGUAAUUCUUAGCAGAACUUAACACUGCACUUGGUUUAUUUAAUUUGUUCCCAUACUUUACACAGCGAUCCUUUUCUAUCAGGACCCCAGCGGUUUUUCCAUGUUGUAGCAAAAGCUAUUCUGGCUGCUACUGAAAAAAAUAUCUAACUUACUUCUCCAUGCAACACCCCCCCCCCCAAUUGCUUAAAAACCUUCAAUGGAUUCUAAGCAGUCUUAUUAUAUGCAGGAUCUUACCCUUUGAACAUUGUUGCUGUGGUGGUUAUUGUUAGGGGAGGGGAGGGAAUCCCACUCAUCAUAUUAGCAUAAAGUGAGACAUCUGUUUGUAGUAUUUGAAGGAGGAGCAAUGUUUGUAAUGCAGAAUUACUCUUGCUCGGAGUGGUGUAAUUUGUUCCUACACAAACUUCCUUUUUUCCAUUCUUUUUUUAAAAAAUAACUCUGCUGACUUUAGGAAUUGUGGGUUUGCAUAUGGUGGGUAGACAGAGCUUCACUGGAGAUAAAUUUGGGGGAAUGAAAGUGAUUCUCAUCUCCUGGGAAGCUGGAUAUAUCCCCCUAUGCAGGGAUGUUUUGGCUUUUCGAAUUUGGCUUUGGGCCAGGGGGAGUUUGGAGUUGUGGGGGCCCUUAACUUUGGAGGGACUUUGAAACAUGCCUUUAAAUAUCAUAUGGAUUUCAGUGUCGACUAUGGAGAAUGGGCUGACUUGUCAAGAAGGGACAAAGAUAUUGUCAAGUUGGAGUCUCCCCGAGAGAAAGGAAGGAAAUUAAGAACAAGAUCAGCAGAAGAUAAAGUAAAAUACAGGUAUAAACAUGAAGAAGAUCUGCGGAAGGGACAUGGAAAAGACUUAAGAGCCUUGGAUAGAAGGUCACCAGGUUGAUGGACUAGAUGGAUGGGAUAGAAAGGACUGACAAAACCCGAGACCAGGAAGAAGAGACGAUGGAUGAAGAUUGGAAGAAAGUUUUUAAAAAAUUCAUUUAGAAAAUCAUUGUAAAAUUAAUGAGUACAGUGGUGCCUCGCAAGACGAAAAGAAUCCGUUCUGGGAGUCUCUUCGUCUAGCGGUUUUUUCGUCUUGCGAAGCAAGCCCAUUGACGGGAUUAGCGGAUUAGCGCUAUUAGCGCUAUUAGCGUCUUUAGCGGCUUUUAGCAGCUUAUCAGCUUCUCAGAUAAGCAGAUCAGCGGCUUAGCGACUUAGCCACAGAGUGGGUAACGGAAAAAAAAAACCCAGGAACUCGCAAGACAGUUUCGUCUUGCGAAGCAAGCCCAUAGCAGAUUCGUUUUGCGAGGCACCUCCAAAACGGAAAACUCUUUCGUCUAGCGAGUUUUCCGUCUUGCGAGGCAUUCGUCUUGCGGGGCACCACUGUAUUAGAAAAAUGUUGGAAUGAAAUUAUUUGGCUUUAGUAGAAAUGCUAAAAAGAACUAUGUAAGAAUAUGUUAUGCUAAAAAGAAUUAGAUAUAAAUAAGACUUAAGUUUUAAGCUUUAGGGUUUUUAUGGUAAGAUAAGGUUAAAAUAGAUUAAGGUAAUUUAAUGACAGAAUAUUGUGAAAGAUGGAAAGGAUUUGCUGGGAUAAUUAAUAACUAGAAUACAAAAAAGGGAGGUGUGAGGAGGUCGAUGAAACAAGUUAAUGAAAGAUAAGGAUUUGUGAAUAUUGGAUUUGUUUUUAAUUUUUUUGUUUAUUUUUGUUUUUUGAUUUUGAUGUAUUGUGUGUUUUGUUUUUUUCUUUGACUUUGGUUUUUAUUGACUUGUAUUGUCAAUAAAAUACAAUACAAGAACCUUUUUCUUUCUUUUUCUUUUUUUCUUGUUUCUUUCUUUCUUUGUAAUUUUAAAUUCUCAAUAAAUAUCAUUUUAAAAAAUAAAUAAAAAAUAAUAAAAAAAGAUAGUGAUUCUCAUCUCCAAAGGGUAAGGGAUAUACAGUGGUACCUCGGGUUACAGACGCUUCAGGUUACAGACUCCACUAACCCAGAAGUAGUACCUUGGGUUAAGAACUUUGCUUCAGGAUGAGAACAGAAAUUGUGCAGCGGCGGCAGCGGGAGGCCCCAUUAGCUAAAGUGGUACCGCAGGUUUCAGUUUAAGAACGGACCUCCAGAACGAAUUAAGUUCUUAACCCGAGGUACCACUGUAUUAAUAAUCAGGUGGGAGGAGAAAAGGAUGGCAGAAUGAAUGACCAGGAUGCCGUUUCCCUUCUGGAAAACACUUACACCUGCAGGUAAAGUCAUAUCCCCAACACCAGCCAACCUUUAUUGUAAGGUUCCCAUCAAGGCAGCAUGAAGGAUAACUUCAUUAUACAACUUAUGAUGCCUUUAUUUCUUUGUCUUGUACCCUUUCUGAUUCCGUUUAAUCACUUAGCUCUGGUAAUUUCUUUGGUAUUAUAUGGAAAACUAGGUUUUUAGCCCACCCAGGCCAAACAGAUUUGUAUCUACCUAUGAAGAGAGUGUGUUUUGUGCUCCCAAGUCCUACAAUUUGGAGUUCCAUUCUGGGUUCCAUGCAACUUCUGAAAAUUCUUUGGACGGCAGCUUAGAGCAUCUGAGAAGUUAAAUAUAUUUAUUCCCUCCGCUGUGCUCUGCUUUGCAUGCGUUAAUAUUGAAACGCUACCUGUCACCAGCUUCUCCUGUCACGUCUCCCUGUUGACUUCUCUGGCAUUCAACACAGCUUCCUGGGGCCUCGACUAACCCGAGUUAUUUUCUCAUCUUGAAUUUUGCCACCUUUUUGCCACCCUUCUCCCAAGACCAGUAAUGCAUAUUUCUGCAUAUUUUUAUCUAAUCUCUUAAAUGACCUUGAUGCAAAAGCUGGCAUUUUUUUUUAAAUAACAAAAUUGCUGGCCAGGUUUUUCAGUUAUUUUGCUCUGAUGUAGCUUAUCGUUGUAGUUUAUGUGUUUUAAAUUUAUACUGUUCCUAUCUUUUCUUUGUUAUAUGUAUUCUGCUGCUAGGUGCCUUAAAGGACUUUGUGAAGCCACGUUGGGUGGGGUAUGAAUAAUAAUUUAAAAAUAUCAGCAACCUUUUUUAUUAUAAAAAAGCUAACGCCACUAUAAUAAUAGCUGCAAAGGUGUCUUCACACCUUGUAAUCUGUGGUGGUGCUAAACACUCAAAUCAAUAAUAAUAAUGAUAAUAAUAAUUUAUUAUUUAUACCCCGCCCAUCUGGCUGGGCUUCCCCGGCCACUCUGGGCGGCUUCCAAAAGAAUAUUAAAAUACUAUAAUACAUCAAACAUUAAAAGCUUCCUGAAACAGGGCUGCCUUCAGAUGUCUUCUAAAAGCCUGGUAGUUGUUGUUCUCUUUGACAUCUGGUGGGAGGGUGUUCCACAGGGAAGGCACCACUACCGAGAAGGCCCUCUGCCUGGUUCCCUGUAACUUGGCUUCUCGCAGUGAGGGAACCGCCAGAAGGCCCUCGGUGCUGGACCUCAGUGUCCGAGUAGAACGAUGGGGGUGGAGACGCUCCUUCAGAUAUACUGGACCAAGGCCAUUUAGGGCUUUAAAGGUCAGCACCAACACUUUGAAUUGUGCUUGGAAACGUACUGGGAGCCAAUGUAGGUCUUUUAAGACCGGUGUUAUGUGGUCUCUGCGGCCACUCCCAGUCACCAGUCUGGAUUAGUUGUAGUUUCCGAGUCACCUUCAAAGGUAGCCCCACGUACAGCGCAUUGCAGUAAUCCAAGCAAAUCCAAUCAAAAGGUCAGUCACCCAUAAACCACACAUUAAGGUUCUGUCUGCACUAUCUAUUCAAAGCAGCAUCAUACCACAUUAAACAGUCCUGCUUCCCCCCAAAGCAUCCUGGGGACUGUAGUUUGUUAAAGGUGUUGAAGAGCUGUUAGGAUCUUUAGUGCCCACAUACAGCUACAAUUCCCAUCAUCAUCAUCAUUUUUAAUUUGGAUACCGUCUUUCUAUCUUACAAUACUCAAGGCGGUCCACAAGCUGAAGAAACAAAAAAUGUACAUCUUAUAACAAUCUAAUGCAAUACAAAAAUGUGAUAAUAAAACAUAACAUUAAAAUAGGCAACCUACACCCAAAAGUAACAUUCAACAAUCAUUAGAAUAUUAUUAAAUAAUAAUAACAUAUAAAAGUUAAACAGAAAUCCACUCAACAGUUACAAUAAAUAAUUUCCAAACUAUAAUCUGUGGUCUAAACCACAGAGCCUAGGGCUUGCCGAUCAGAAGGUCGGUGGUUCGAAUCUCUGUGAUGGGGUGAGCUCACGUUGCUCUGUCCAGGCUCCUGCCCACCUAGCAGUUUGAAAGCAUGUCAAAGUGCAAGUAGAUAAAUAGGUACAGCUCCGGCAGGAAGGUAAACGGCGUUUCCGUGCGCUGCUCUGGUUUGCCAGAAGCGGCUUAGUCAUGCUGGCCACAUGACCCGGAAGCUGUAUGCUGGCUCCCUCGGCCAAUAAAGCGAGAUGAGCGCCGCAACCCCAGAGUCUGCCACGACUGGACCUAAUGGUCAGGGGUCCCUUUACCUUUAUAAUCCAUAAAACAACAGCAAGCCACAGUACAUAAAAUAAUACAAUACAAAUUGAGAAGCAGAGACUACAGGGUGGAGCAAGGCAGGUGGAAGGAGGCCUUGCCUGAUGGAGUCUCUCCCCUGAGAAUGUGAAUUGCAGACUCAUAGGGGUCUCCUAUGAGGGGAGGGGAGGCAAUUCUUCUUGCUGCUAGCAACCAGCAGCUAGUCCCUAUGAACCGAUAGGAUCAGAAUGGGAAUGGGUGUGUGUGGUAGGGGACAUUUUGUGCUAGUGGUGUUACAUAGGAGCAUACGCAGUUGCCCAUUUCAGGCAAUGCCUGACCACAACUCCAUCUGGACCAAUCCUGUCUAAUCUGACAGGCAGUGUGGCUCUCUAAACCCAGCUACAUACAAGAUUCUUUAGUUAGAGGUGCAAAUAGGGCUGGAUUUUGGUAACAGAGCACCCUGAGCGUGGAGAAAAUAUGGCACCCCCUCCCAAAUAUUUCUUAUUUUCACAAUAAUUCCUUUGGGUACAGUUGCUUUUAUAAUGGGCCGUCUUAGUAGAGUAUGUAAAUACGUAUAGUUGUGAAAAUAACAUGCAAAUGCGAAUUGCCUUGGGGAAAGAUACUGUGCAAAAAUGUGUCUUUUUAGGGAAAUUGAGUACAAAUAGGUGUGUAUCAGGAGCAACCAGCACUAAAAGGGUGAUGAAUUUUCAAGAGGAUGUUUCUUCGAAAAAUAGUCUCAAACUGAUAUGGAAAUGUAGAAACCGGAAUGGACCCAGGAGUGAACUUUGGUAAUAUGGAACCCUAAGGUAGGACAAAAUUUGCCCUCCCCCUUAUUUAUUAUUCUUGGACUCCAUGAUCACUGCAGAUGGUGACAGCAACCACGAAAUUAAAAGACACCUGCUUCUUGGGAGAAAAGCAAUGACAAACGUAGACAGCAUCUUAAAAAGCAGAGACAUCACCUUGCCAACAAAGGCCCGUAUAGUUAAAGCUACGGUUUCCCCAGUAGUGAUGUAUGGAAGUGAGAGCUGGACCAUAAAGAAGGCUGAUCACCGAAUAAUUGAUGCUUUUGAAUUAUGGUGCUGGAGGAGACUCUUGAGAGUCCCAUGAACUGCAAGAAGAUCAAACCUAUCCAUUCUUAAGGAAAGUGCUCACUGGAAGGACAGAUCCUGAAGCUGAGGCUCCAAUACUUUGGCCACCUCAUGAGAAGAGAAGACUCCCUGGAAAAGAUCCUGAUGUUGGGAAAGAUGGAGGGCACAAGGAGAAGGGGACGACAGAGGACGAGAUGGUUGGAUGGUGUUCUUGAAGCUACCAGCAUGAGUUUGACCAAACUGCGGGAGGCAGUGGAAGACAGGAGUGCCUGGCGUGCUCUGGUCCAUGGGGUCACAAAGAGUCGGACACGACUAAAUGACUAAACGUCAACAACAAUAUUUGUUAUUUUCACAAUAAUUCCUUUUGGUACAGUUAACCUGUAUAUUUACCCGUAUAAAUAUAGGCUGCUGCUGCUCUUGUUCUUGUUGUUCCUAUUACUAUUAUUUUGCAUCCCCUUGGCCCUGAUGCACCCAUUCCUGAUUGAAGCUCACCAUAUGAUGCAACAACUUUGAGUUUCUCUACCCUCAAUUGAGCAGAGGUCAAUGGUGUUGAGUGGGACGGGGGGCAAUUAACAGUGUGAUUAAUCCCAUAUCAUCCAUUGAAUUUCACUGGGCAUUACAGAGGAGCAGUGGGGCACUGUGUACAGGGAUGCCCUUUUCAGUGGCAGUCUUGCAUCUUCAGUAACAGCUAGUUCUGCCAUAACAAGGUUACUCUCCCAGAACAUUGCGUUCUUCCAGCCAUAAUUCAGCAAGAUAGCAAGGCAGGGUAGAUUACAAAAUAAAGCAAACACAAUUAAUUUAAUCAUUGACUCAGUCGUAUAAUUCAAGGGCGCUCAAGUUUCUGUGAAACGCAGACUUUUCCGAUUCGUGCAGUGAAAUAAACUCUUAACUCCUAGACACAAAGUAAUGAACAUUUGUUAUUUCUGUAUGACACUGCCAUGUCUUCCCUUCUUUUUCUACUUUUGUAGCCUACUUUAAAAGAAUUCCAAGUGUUUCCACCUUUAAUCAAAUGAAUCUUUCAGAGCUUUAAAAAUGAUUUUCUGGUGCUUUUAUAACUUUAACAUCUCCCGUGAAAUCUUUAGGGACUGUAUAAAAUCUAAGUAAAAGUAUUCCUAAUCCUUUCCUAUUAUCAUCUCUGUUUACUGUGCGGCAGCACCACAGAUUUCUGAAUUCUAAAUACCUUAAUUAUUUAGCAGUAUAUCAGAAUAAUACGUAAUAAAAAGAGACAAAUCAUCAUGUUUUUUUCAAGAGGGAGUGCAUCAUACCUGAGCAAAUGACCUGACUUUUCCAUUAGAGGCGACGCGCUGAGCCCACAGCUCACGGUGUUCACACUCAAAUGAAAUGCAGAUUUCUUUUUGAACAUUUGACAGACAUUUAAAUAUAGAAAUGGUUCUGUGGGCCCUUCCAGUAGCUUUGAAAAACCACAAUUCAGACCAAAAAGGACAGCAAAGUUUCAUCAAUAGAUUAGGCUGCAGUCCUAACCCCACUUACCUGGGAGUAAGCCCCAUUGAAUUCAGGAGGAAGUAGACUUAGUGAGGGUUGUGUUAUAUAGCUUUAGUUCAAACCCUGUGUUGGCCAGGUGUUUGGGACUACCAUUCCCAUCAGCCCCAUGCUGUCUGGAGCUGAUGAGACUUGUAGUCCCAAACAUCUGGAGAGUGCAACUGUACUGUACAAGCAUUCUUUAGUUUUAGCAAUUUAUUUAGAUAUUUUUUUUGCAGUACUAUAAUUAGCCAAAGUCUGAAUGAGGAACCUCAGGGAUAUGAGUGCUCCAUCAGUGGAGAGCAUCUCUUCUCCUGGGGUGGCACCUACACCCCAGAGCAGCCCUGGAUUGGCUCCCAGAAAGCUCCAUGGGUGAAGUAAUUGUGCAGCAAUGUUCUUGGGCACAAGCCUGCGAUAGCUCAGUCGAGCCCCACAUUGGGCAAAAGAUUACUUCAUUGCAGGGUGUUGGACUAGAUUACACUCGGGGUCCCUUCCAACUCUAAAAUUCUAUGAUUUUAUAGUGCAGACCCCAAUGCCAGCCUUCUUUGUGUUACUGAUCCCACCACCAGUUAACUUUGUGGAAAAGGAAACAGGCUGUUGGGUUUUGGGAAAUUGCUUGGGCACCAUCACAUUCUCAAAGAUGGCAACAGGAAUCUAUCUAUCUAUAUCUAUCAUCUAUCUAUCUAUCUAUCUAUCUAAUCUAUCAUCUAUCUAUCUAUCUAUCUAUCUAUCUAUCUAUCUAUCUAUCUAUCUAUCUAUCUAUCUAUCUAUCUAUCUAUCUAUCUAUAUCUAUCUAUCUAUCUAUCUAUCAUCUAUCUAUCUAUCUAUCUAUCUAUCUAUCUAUCUAUCUAUCUAUCUAUCUAUCUAUCUAUCUAUCUAUCUAUCUAUCUAUCAUCUAUCUAUCUAUCUAUCUAUCAUCUAUCUAUCUAUCUCUAUCUAUCUAUCUAUCUAUCUAUCUAUCUAUCUAUCUAUCUAUCUAUCUAUCUAUCUAUCUAUCUAUCUAUCUAUCAUCUAUCUAUCUAUCUAUCUAUCUAUCUAUCUAUCUAUCUAUCUAUCUAUCUAUCUAUCUAUCUAUCUAUCUAUCUAUCUAUCUAUCUAUCUAUCAUCUAUCUAUCAUCUAUCUAUCUAUCUAUCUAUCUAUCUAUCUAUCUAUCUAUCUAUCUAUAUCUAUCUAUCUAUCUAUCAUCUAUCUAUCAUCUGCAAAACUCUUUCUGAAUUCAGAUGGGGGUGGUCUUACCCACCACUAAAGAAAAAAGUGUGCAUCAGGUAUCAGAAGUCUGAGAAACACUAUCUUAGAUGAAGAGGUAACUGAUUUUGUUUUUUCCUCAGAGCACUCAGAGAAAAAGAGGCCUUCACAAACAAAAUUUACACUGUUCUGAACAUUAAUGGUCAAUAGCAUGAAAUUAUAUACAACUAUAGCAGAAGGGAAAACAAAAUGGAAAAGGAAUCUAGGCCUCUCAAUCAAUAUCUGUCCCUGUACAUAUUUUUUCAUGGUUCAAUCGCUUUUUGCCUUCUGCUCUUCAACAUUCAAGCAUUCUGUAGUAUUAAAAACAGGUGAAUGAUUAUAACUAAAACCCAAAUCCCACUGGGGCCCGGAAUAAACCUCCCCAUUCAACGUGUUUCUUCAGUGCAGUUAAAUGGCAUCCGGGGAGCCUGUGGGCAUUUUACUUUGAAUAUAAUAUUGCUGUUAUUCCCAAAGCGUGUGCCAGAAAUUACUCGCUCUCAUGGGACUCAUGUUCCCACUUUCAGAAAAGGCUGCCCACUGUAUCUCUGCACCAUCUACAGUUCUUUUUUGGUCUUUCUUCAUAGUCUUCCGAGGCCCAUUCUGUCCUCCAUUUGCCCACUGAAUGUAAGGGUGUCUCUUCUGAAGUGGGCUAGAGAUGUAGCAUAACUAGCCUCAGAGAAGUCCAUCUUGUGUUUUUGCAUAGGGGAUUGUUCCGUGCUUGCUGUGGCAAGCUCAAGAGAGCCCUGUUUCAGUUUUCCUCUUCCUCUUGCCAAUGAGAGUAUAUGGGUAUGCAGGCAGAUAGCACAAGGAGCCAUCACAGGGAAUGGGGAUCUCUGAUAUCCUCUUUCAACCCGUGCUAUGCUCUCUACCUAUGUACCCUGCAAAUUAUUUGUGCUCUGAAGUUACUUGCAUGGCACAUGGAGGCAGGGCUGUAUGGGGACUUGGGAGGCAUGCAAAGAUUGUGUUGCCUGUGUGUACCCACAAAUUGCCCAGUGGCAAAUUGAACAGCUAUCCCAACUGCCAAGGCUCUAUGACUCCUGUUGGACAAUUCCCCAUGUGGAUGCUGUGCUCAUACUCAACUGGAAGAGCCCUGUUGGGAUUAUCCUUCAUUAUUAUUAUUAUUAUUAUUAUUAUUAUUAUUAUUAUACCGCCCUAUACCCGGAGGUCACAGGGCGGUUCACAGAAUAAAAUCAAGAUAUAAAACCACAAAAUAUCUAAUAAAAAUAAAAACAACAACCCAAUAGCCACCCGCAAAAAACCCCACAUUUUAAAAGGGCAUAGGAUGUAAACUGGAUCAACCAAAGGCCUGGUUAAAAAGGCACAUUUUCGCCUAAGGGUGUAUAAUGAAGGUGCCAGGCAAACUUCCCAGGGGAACGCAUUCCACAGACGGGGAGCCACUGCAGAGAAGGCCUGUUCUCGUGUUGCCACCCUCCGAACCUCUCGAGAGAUAAUGAGUUGAAUCCACAGUACAAUAGUUCCAUGUAGGUCCCAUAGAAAUUAAUCUGAAAAAUUUGUUCCAAUUUAAGUGAAGCCCCAUUCAUUUCAGUGGCAACUAAAUUCCCUCAAUCUGGAUUUAGCCCACUGGAUAUUCUCAAAUGAAAAUGUUUCUGGAUUUCCAGGUAGCCUAUUUUCCAUUGACGUAACUACCUUUAAUAUUCUUCAUUUUUGGACAACCACAUUAUAUAUAUGUCUGUGUUGCCUCCUUCACACAUUUACUCAAACAUUUCCCUUUACUUAAAAAUAAUAAUCAUCUCACGGUGUAAACUAUAGUAUCCACUAAUUCAUUUGUAAUAGGAUGCUCCCUGUUUAAACAUAUACAAAGAUAGUCCUUUUGUCCAAAUAAUGUUCUGGUUGCCCUCAGCCAUUGAAACCACCAGUUAUCUUCCCCAUCCUUUACUAUAAGUAAUGUCCUGAGUUUUUAAUCUCAAUGAAUAGUUCAUAAAUCUUUUGCAAAUUUUAAAGGUCUCUGCCUGGAAGCAGCUAAGUCUUCUCCUUUCCUCUAAACAAACAAAGGCUUUCAGAAUUGGCCAUGAGCUGAGAUAGUGGGUGCUCAGUGAUCAAACAGCCCCUUGUUAAUGGCAGGCAGUUUCUAUAUAUAGAUACUGAAUAGCCAAAACUAGAUAUUUCCCCCAGUAACCAUAGCAGUUAGAGAGUUAGGGUAAGACCUUUUUCCUACUUCAGCACGGUGGUGACCCAUAUCACUUUCAAUUUUUUUCUGUACCAGUGGACUGUUGAUUCAACUUAGUUUGUUGAUUAAUUAGGCACAUGCUAUCUGCAAAAAAAAGGGACACGUGUGAUGCUGUGGGUUAAACCACAGAGUCUAGGGCUUGCCGAUCAGAAGAUCGGCGGUUCGAAACCCCGCAACGGGGUGAGGUCCCGUUGCUCAGUCCCUGCUCCUGCCAACCUAGCAGUUCAAAAGCACGAAGUGCAAGUAGAUAAAUAGGUACCACUCUGGCAGGAAGGUAAACGGCGUUUCCGUGCACUGCUCUGGUUCGCCAGAAGCGGCUUAGUCAUGCUGGCCACAUGACCUGGAAGCUGCAUGCCGGCUCCCUCGGCCAAUAAAGCGAGAUGAGCACUGCAACCCCAGAGUUGUCCGUGACUGGACCUAAUGGUCAGGGGUCCCUUUACCUUUGUGUGCAAAAUGCACUGGUUCCAUUCAUUUCAAAUGCAUUGUGCCUCUUUCCUACUCUUUCCAAUGUCUUCCACUGUGAGAGACAAUAUGGUUGAGCAACAUCUGGAGGGCCAUAGGCUCCCCACUCCUUUCACACACGGAGUUUUCAUAUAUGGUGUUUGUCGGCAUCUGUCUACCUCCAGAGAAAAUGGAGUGUGCCUCUGGGGGGUGAAGUUCAACCACUGCAUUAUCAUCACUGAAGUGACCUCUCUGGAGUGCAAGCCUGGGCAGUGUGUCUGGAGGUCCUGGGCUGCCUAGAUGACAAGACCCCUCUCUCUGCCUCACUGAUGUGGUCCAAAGGAAAGCCGAGUAAUACAUUUGGCACCAGCUUGGCUGCAGGAGUUGCCAGAAGAAGGUCUACAAGGCACCUUCCAAGAAUCUUAGGGGCUCCACUUUGGUGGGAAAGCAUUAAAAAAAGGACUGCUCCUCUGUAGCCUAAAACAAUACAUUCCACAAGUAAAGGUAAAGGGGCCCCUGACCAUUAGGUCCAGUCGUGACCGACUCUGGGGUUGUGGUGCUCAUCUCACUUUAUUGGCAGAGGGAGCCAGCGUACAGCUUCCGGGUCAUGUGGCCAGCAUGACUAAGCCGCUUCUGGCGAACCAGAGCAGCACAUGGAAACACCGUUUAUCUUCCCGCUGGAGCGUGCUAGGUUGGCAGGAGCAGGGACCGAGCAACGGGAGCUCACCCCAUCGUGGGGAGUCGAACUGCCGACCUUCCGAUCGGCAAGUCCUAGGCUCUGUGGUUUAACCCACAGCGCCAUUUCUUGUACAAAACCCUUGAAAUCUCAGGGUCAAUGGAUAGGUGACCCUAUUAAGGCAUUAGUCUUAAGAUAUGAGGAGGAGGAAUAGGGAUGAGUGGUUUAACCCACAGCGCCACCCACGUCCCACAAGUACACCACACUAUUCCACAAGUAGACCACACUAUUUUUUGGAAUGCUUAUCCGUGGCUCAUGAUGAAAGAAAGUGACCGCUCUUCACAUCAAAUGGAGGGCGCCCUUUGCAUGCCCGCGCAUAGCACCCCUGAUCCUACAAGACUCCUGGCAGAGCACUCCUGGACCGCCUCCCCAGGUCGCAAACCUUGAGGUUCCCACCAAACCUCAGUUCAAAGAACCAAUUGUGACUGGGGAGGUGUAGCCAGGGGAGUGGACCAAGUAAGGGUUUGGUCCGCUCUUUAAGCAUAAAAGGGGGUGAAGCCUACCCUGGUUGUGUGCAAGGGCAUUGUGCUGGCAAAAACAGUGAUCAUGGACUUGGAACAAUUCCAUGCCAUGCACCCUAGCAUUUCCAUCCGUUGGUCAGAACAUAUUCCACGUUUGCAAUGGUGGGGCAUUCACAAACCAUCCAGGCUGAAUUCCACAUUGGAAAAAAAUUAACAGGACUAUCCACUCGGCAGUCUUGCGUCUUGGGGGCCGAGUCGUGAAGCACCUGGACAUUAAAACCUACAGAAGGGAUAUUUUUAGGCCUGACGGAGUGCACCUUACCACCACAGGAAAGGAACACUGAUUGGACAACAUCAGGCAUGGCCUCCUGGAAUGGUUGUUGGACUGCUAAGGGUUUUUUCAGGUGUAGGUAGUCUUUGUGGCGAGACCACGAUUUCAUGGUCUCAAGUGGUGGUGAUAGGCCUUGGGCAGAAUCCUUUAGUCUAUCUUCUCUAAAGGGGUGGGCGUAUGAAGCAGUGACCGCCCCUCCCCCGUGGUGGCGAUCCCAGGGUUCCCCUUUAAAGGGGUUGUGUUGAGGCGAGUCAGUGGCCAUACGCUGAAAGGUUGUCACUGCACUCCCCUGUGUUGCAGUGAAAUGGGGGGGCGGGCUGUCUGCUUAAACAUACGUCUUCCAGAGCCAGCCCAAUCCCCAAACAGAUUGGAUGACCCUGAUGUGCCCCAGAUGCCUGGCUGGGGACUGGGAGGUAUAUACUUAGGCCCAAUGCCUAAGCCAAGGUCUUCCUACAUCUGAAAGUUUAAUAAAGUUGUGGCCAAUUUUAAUCCCAUAACACAGGCAUGUCCAAAGUCCGUUUCAGAGGUUUAAUCCAGCCCCUGUGGCAGUUUAUUUACUGGGGUGAAAUCCUAAAGAAACCCUCAAAAACUUCAGUCCUAAAAGAAGCUCAACAACUCCAACUCUAGAAAAGUUCAACAACUUCAAUCCUAAAAAGAAAGCUCAACAACUCUGGUUGGCCUUCUGGUCAGCCCCCACGGCCCUUCACUUCAUCAAAUCUGGCCUUCUUUGAAAAAAGUUUGGACACCACUGCCAUAACACGUUGUCAUGAGUCAUUAUUCCACCUGGGUGUUGCCUGGGGGUCUCCGCCUGGGCGCACAAUAUUUCACACAAUGCCUCCCAGUCUUGGAGACUCUCCCCUGUGACUUUCUUAACGCAAUGUCUUCCAGCAAUGAAAUAAUGCCGGUGGAUGGAAAUUUUCCAAGAAGAACAUCACUUUUGGUGUCUCCAGAUUGCCAGUAUUUUGCAAGAGGUGUUCAAGGGCAUUGUUAUGUACUGAGUUGAAUAGGAUCCAAAAUGCAGCAGUCUGAUUGGUCCUAGAAGAAUAGGAUCCAAAAUGCAGCAGUCUGAUUGGUCCUAGAACAAUAGGAUUCAGAAUGCAGCAGGCUGAUUGGUCCUAGAACAAUGCGGCAGUAUGACUGGUCCACAGGAGCCACCCAAUCCAGCUCCAGGUGGAAGUGAAUCCACAACCUGAUUGGCCUACAGAAGAAUCCCGGAAUUAGCCAAUCACGUGGGGCCCAUUGUGUAAAUAAUGUAUAUAAAGCAGACAUCCUGGGGGAACUUCCAUUCCUCCUCACCACUAUGAGCUGAAUAAAGAGCAUGAAAUCCACUCUCGACUCUGAGUAUAUUUCAGGCAUCAUGGAACUUUAGGUUUGUAGAAUUAAAGCACAUUGAAGGGGCUCUGUCUCCUUAACACAACAAAUCAACUUGAAAAAAGAAUCAGGCUUUUUGUAGUUUGGAAGGUGAUGGAGAAAUGUAUUGAAAAGUGUGGAAUGCAUAAAUGGCUAAUGGGAAGAUGUGUAAAUACCUUGCAGAGAAAUCAGGAUGGGUGCAGGAUGAAUAUAAGCGCCAUACAAACAAAUCAGAAUAAAUGCUCAGUCAAGACUGGAUAUGCGGUAGCCUCUGUGUAGGCAAAUAUUUCAUCUGAAGGAGCCCUCUCUACUUGUUUAUAUUAAAAAAAUUGUAAUGGUUGAAGAUGAUGCAAGGAGAAAAAUGGUUUACGGAAGGAAUGGAAACUUUGAAACACCAAGUCAAGUGUAUCAGUGAUUUCAAUAGGACGAGGAAUGAUGACCUAACUGAUGUUAUGCUAGGAAUAAAAUAGAAAUAUGCUGAGGCUAGGCCAAGCCUGGAUGGGAGACAGAAAAGCUUAGAGAAACUAUUACAGAAUGAUAGCUGAACAUCAUGUUAGCGUGACAGGAGAUUCUGAGCACACACAAAGAAGUUACAGUGACAGAGUUUUUCAAGGGCUCCUAACAGUUCACUGAAGAUGCAGUGGCAACCAGUUCCAUCCAUGCAAUAAGCAAUGUUUAAAAAUAACACCCCUCUUGAGCUGACAAUCAUUGUGGAAGAACAAAGAUUUGUGCGGAUGAAAGGAAGGAAAAGUUCAGUGAUAUACAGUGACUGUUCAUAGUGAGGUUGACAGGAAUUUGUACUUCUGUCCAGACGCUGCUUAUUUCACUGUUUCCCAAAAUCCUGAUAGCUGAGGCUCAUUUUCCCCUUGAAUUAAAACUGGAGACAUACUUUAUUAUUAUUUUUAACACCUGAGAUGGUUUGCUUUCAGAGUGUGGGAAGACAAAGGUUUACCUGCUCUCUCAGAAACCCACCCUCCUGUGUUCUACAUGGGCAUUUCAUCAGCUACUUAUUUUUGCAAUAUAUAUAUAUAUAUAUCACACCUUUUGCAUAAGGAAAACAAGAUAGUGAUAAAAACAGCAAUGACUAAAGAAGCAGAAGGAAAGGUAAGGAUGCUCUGGUGACUCAUAAUCCUAACAUAGCAGGCACCCCAUUAAAAGCUGGAACCAGUUAUCAAAUGCCAUUAAAAGCCAAAGAACAGGAUUAACUUCCUGGCACCCAAAGAACAGGAAAGAAAGAAGCAUAAUGGGUUCCCUCCCAUAACUUGGGGUGCUUCCAGGUGACUUGUUACUGAGCAUUCAUCCUGAUUGGAUUAGAUGAUGUGUGUCAAAGCAAAGGUUACCCCCUAAUUUUCAGUGCAUUUUCCCCUCACUUUCCUUAUUGCAAAAAGUCCAGAAUUCCUCAGCAUCACCUACACUGAUGGGCAUCAGUUCUCCAGGGUCUCAGACUUGUGGUCUUUUCCAGCGGCACUUGGAGCUGCCAGGGAUUGGAUUCUGGGAUCUUCUGCAUCCAAAGUACAUAUUCUGGCAUUGAGUUAUGCCCCUCCCACAAAUAUUUUGGCCAUGGAGGGGUUUGAAUCAGGGGUUUGAACUCCUGGGUAUAUGUUUGCUUGCACCUCAGGGUCCCAAUUGACCCAGUGCAGACAUAGAUUUUGUUGUGUGUUUUCUUCCAGUUCCCACUAUUAAUAGUAGCCUGAGUAUAGUUAGCAAAUUCACAUGAGCAAAUAAAUGUUGGUGUCAUUAAAGGUAAAGGGACCCCUGACCAUUAGGUCCAGUUGUGACUGACUCUGGGGUUGCGGUGCUCAUCUCACUUUAUUGGCCGAGGGAGCCGGCGUACAGCUUCCGGGUCAUGUGGCCAGCAUGACUAAGCCGCUUCUAGAAAACCAGAGCAGCACACGGAAAUGCCGUUUACCUUCCCGCUGGAGUGGUACCUAUUUAUCUACUUGCACUUUGACGUGCUUUCAAACUGCUAGGUUGGCAGGAGCAGGGACCAAGCAACGGGAGCUCACCCCGUCGCAGGGAUUUGAACCGCUGACCUUCUGAUCAGCAAGCCCUAGGCUCUGUGGUUUAGACCACAGCGCCACACACGUCCCUGUUGGUGUCAUUAGAGUCAUAGCAAAUGUAUGUGUUGUAAAGGAGUUAUUAUUUUCAGUCAUGAUUUUACAAAGUAGCACCAGAAAGGGUGGGCAGGAGGGGAGAGGAUUGUUUGCCAUUGUUUUCCUUACUUUGCCAACACACACUAUAAGGUGACGAGUAUAUUUUUAAGCUGAAGAAAGCUACUUAACGUUACAAUGCCCAUUCAUGGAAUUAAUGUAUAUUCCCAUUGUUGAUUUAUAAUGCCAUGUCGGGAACAAACUGCCAGAGGUCCUAACCUGCUUUUUAAAAGGAGUUAACAAACGAAAUAGAAAUACGAAACCGAAAGUGCACACAACCCUCCACAUUAAACUCACAUUUUACCUGUAAUUUUGAUCCUUUUGGGUUAAAGGAAUGUUCAAAUGCUUUCACAGUAGUUUUUUUUUUUGAUUGAAAGAAUUUGUAAUUGGAUUUCCAAACAUGCUGCUUUCAUCUUGGGCAGUACAAUAUGCACUUUGAUAAUAACACGGCUAUGUCAUUAGAAAGAAAUCCAUUUACGAGCUUCGGCAUAAAAUGAGAUACAGAAGGAGACAAUAAAAUGCUUUCUAACAUAAUGUACCUUAUUUUUCAUUGUAUUCCAUGCCUGCAUUAUGAAUAAGUAAUUUUAUAAGUGCAUCACCAAUACGGUUCGCCUGAUCAGUGGCUGCUGUCUGUGAGCUGUCAGCUUUCCGUUGCACCAAAACCGUUCUCACUAUCGCAUGAAUAUCUAAUGAACUUUAUGCAACUUUAUUACAGAUCAGAAUCGGGGGCUAGGAACUUUUUUCAUGAAUUUUAAAGUCGUCUGAACGAGAAAAAUGGAAACUGUCAAUACCAAAAGGAGGAAACAUGUGAACAUCUGCAAAUUGUUGCAUUUCCCCAUCAUACUGAAUUGUUCCCGAUUUUCAUGUAAGUUUUCAUUACGCUUCCAUGUAUUCACUGCAGCUUUUCUUUUUGUAAGUUGUCUACCUGCCAGUUGUUCUCAGCUUUAGGGAUUUUGUCAUAGGUUUUUCUCUCCAAAGAACAGGAAUGUAGGGGUUUGAAUCAAGCUAAGACCAUCUAGUUCAAGGGUAGCCAAAGUGUUGCCGUCCAGAGGUCUUGGACAAGACUUCUCCACAUCCCUCUGACCUUACCAUCACCUUGCUGUGAAGAUCUACUCAUAACCAUGACUUUUUAGAGUUGGUGACUUGUGGAAGUCAGUUGGUAGUUCAUCACACCUCAACCAGUGUGAUGCAGUCUUCAGAGAUUUCCUGCUCCCAGCAGAACAGCUUCUUCCAGAGUCCCCAGUUAAGGGGAAAACUCAUCUCCCACACAGUUCAAAGUAACAAAGUGUUCAUGGUCUCCAGACACAAGACAAAGCUGAAAACUGCUAUCUACCUCAUAGAGUUAUUCUGGUCUUUGAAGUAAAGAUAUAUAUGUACAGAGAGACCUCCUAACAACUUCACCAUGCUAGCUGUCAGGGACUGGGCAGAGGAGAAAUGGUGGAGACAACCUCCUCAGCCUGACCCUUCCAGAGAAGAAGAAGACAGUUCAGAAUUACAAUAGGGGUUUGAGGGAGGUCACAGAUCAGAGGAAGAUGAGGGGAAAAGUUGGGAAAUAACGGGAGAGGAGGAGGAGGAGGCGGAGCAGCUGGCAGACACGUUAUCACUAGAAAGCAUUCCAGACCCACCAUCUCCCAGAACCCAGAGAACCUUAAAAGUAGGUGAGCAAAGAGCUUGGAGACAGAUGGCUCUAAGCAGGAACUGUAAGGUAGGUGUGUGUGUGUGUGUGUGUGUGUGUGUGUGUGCUGUUGAUGAAUGAGGAAGUGGGAGAAAAGGGGGGUGGAGAAUUACUUGGGACAACACCAUUAUUCCAAGAGGCUGCAUUCUCAAGCCUCUCUCUGUAAAUAUUGAAUAAAAAGCAGAUGGUAAGGACUUUUCCUUGUCUUAUCCGUUCCUGACAACCUGCAGUGGGGGUUGGUUCCUCUGCUGCCUGACACUAACUAAUGCACAGCCUCUUCCCCUGACUCUCACAGAUUCAGAGUCAGACCCAGAUAUGCAAAACAGGACAACAGCAGGGCAUGACAUGGACAGGCCAUAACAACAGUACAAGCUAUAAUGAAAGCAAUGCCCUGGAGACUAUUAUUCUAUUAUACUUCAGUGGCACCUCCAGUUGCGAACGGGAUCCAUUCUGGAGAUCUGGCCACAUCCCGAGGAAUUCGCAACCGAAGGACUGCUUCUGCACAUGUGCGCAUGACGAAACCCGGAAUAAUACUUCUGGGUUUGCCACAUUCACAUCCCGAAGUUUACGUAUCCAGAGGGAUACGUAAGCGGAGAUACGACUGUAUUAUAAAUAGCCUCAGCUCUGUAUACCUGAAGCAGCAUCUCAACCCCCAUCAUUCAGCCCAGACACUUAGGUCCAGCACUGAGGGCCUUCUGGCGGUUCCCUCACUGCGAGCAGUGAAGCUGCAAGGAACCAGGCAGAGGGCCUUCUUGGUAGUGGCGCCCACCCUGUGGAAUACCCUCCCAUCAGAUGUCAAGGAGAUGAGUAACCAUAUGACUUUCAGAAGACAUCUGAAGGUAGCCCUGUACAGGGAAGUUUUUAAUGUUUGUGGUUUUAUUGUGUUUUUAAUAUUUUGCUGGGAGCUUCCAAGAGUGGUUGGGGCAACCUAGUCAGAUGGGUGGCUUAUCAUGAUCAAUAUUAUUAAUAUUAUUAUUCUGCUACAAGUUUCUCAUGGCCUUUAGCUAGAACAAUCAAGUCAUGAUCUGGGCUGAGAAAAGAGUAUGACAGAGAGAGAGAGAGAGAGAGAGAAAGAGAGAGAGAGAGAGGGUGGCCCCCAACUUUUGGCCCUGCCCUGCCCACAUUUGGCUCUGACCCCACUCACUGAUGGCAUGUGACUCUCUCCUGCAGGAAUGCUGCCCUUAACAGAAAAAAUUCUCCCCACCCUUUCCCUGAACCUUUCAUGAGUUGACCAGCCUUUUAAUUUCUCAGUUCUGUAGAGGGUGAUUUUCUACUUACCAUCCCCUUUACUUUGCCUCCCCAGUGCUUGGAGUGCAUUGCAAACGGAGAACUCAACCCGGCCAGCUUCUGCGUUGCAGCACAGUGUUUUUGUUGAAAGCUUUCCCCAUUUCUCCCUUCCUCCUUUGCUGGAGACUGAGCUGCUCUCUCAGCAUGGGGGAAUUUAAUGUCAAAGGUGAAGUUCUUCCAAGGUUAAUGCUGAUUGGAUAGAAACCAGUGAAGCUUUGUCUAUUACUGCGUUAUUCACAGAGGAAUAUUGCUAAGAAGUGUGCACUGCCGGUGGCAUUCUUUUGAAAGCCUGGCUAUGCCAUUGCUGAUCAUCUCAUUCUGUGGUAGAGAAUUCCACAGAUCAUAUACUGGUUAAUAAACAUUUAUUUUGAUGCGUUUUAA